Molecule: messenger RNA, 1134 nt
Organism: Dovyalis caffra
Lineage: Eukaryota; Viridiplantae; Streptophyta; Magnoliopsida; Malpighiales; Salicaceae
Source: the annotation of a GenBank genome assembly
AUGGCAGAUGCCGAGGAUAUUCAACCACUUGUUUGCGACAAUGGAACUGGAAUGGUCAAGGCUGGAUUCGCUGGAGAUGAUGCUCCACGAGCUGUGUUUCCGAGUAUUGUUGGUCGUCCUCGUCACACUGGUGUGAUGGUUGGCAUGGGCCAGAAAGAUGCAUAUGUUGGUGAUGAGGCUCAGUCCAAGAGAGGUAUCUUGACUUUGAAAUAUCCAAUUGAGCACGGUAUUGUGAGCAACUGGGAUGACAUGGAAAAGAUCUGGCAUCAUACCUUUUACAAUGAGCUUCGUGUUGCUCCAGAAGAGCACCCAGUGCUCUUAACUGAGGCUCCUCUGAAUCCCAAGGCAAAUCGUGAGAAGAUGACUCAGAUCAUGUUUGAGACCUUCAAUACUCCUGCUAUGUAUGUCGCCAUUCAGGCUGUUUUGUCCUUGUAUGCCAGUGGUCGUACAACUGGAAUUGUGUUGGACUCUGGUGAUGGUGUCAGCCAUACAGUUCCCAUAUACGAGGGGUAUGCCCUUCCACAUGCCAUCCUCCGUCUUGACUUGGCUGGUCGUGAUCUCACUGAUUCCUUGAUGAAGAUUCUCACUGAGCGUGGUUAUUCUUUCACAACCACAGCCGAACGGGAAAUUGUGAGGGACAUGAAGGAAAAGUUAGCUUACAUUGCUCUUGACUAUGAGCAGGAACUAGAGACAUCCAAAACCAGCUCAGCAGUUGAGAAGAGCUAUGAGUUGCCUGAUGGGCAGGUCAUCACCAUUGGUGCUGAGAGAUUCCGUUGCCCAGAGGUCCUCUUCCAACCAUCAAUGAUCGGAAUGGAAGCUGCAGGCAUCCAUGAGACCACAUACAACUCCAUCAUGAAGUGUGAUGUCGAUAUCAGGAAAGACUUGUAUGGUAACAUCGUUCUCAGUGGUGGUUCAACUAUGUUCCCAGGAAUUGCUGACAGAAUGAGUAAGGAAAUCUCUGCACUAGCCCCAAGCAGCAUGAAAAUCAAGGUGGUCGCACCACCAGAAAGGAAAUACAGUGUCUGGAUUGGCGGCUCUAUCUUGGCAUCCCUUAGCACCUUCCAGCAGAUGUGGAUUGCAAAGGCUGAGUACGACGAGUCUGGGCCGUCAAUCGUGCAUCGGAAAUGCUUCUAA